UUUUAAUGAAGUAAGCCAUAAGAAACUGAAGCAAAUCAGUUGAGACGCUAAAACGCAGUGUUUAGGUCCGUCAACCAGUCCAGUCCAUGGCCGCCGCGAACCAAAUGCAAGUAGAAGACGAAAACGCCACGUUCUUCGUGGCGGUUCACGUCGGCGCUGGAUACCACGCGCCAUCUAACGAGAAAGCCCUCAAGUCCGCCGUCAAACGCGCUUGUCUAGCCGCCGGUUCAAUCCUCCGCAAGGGUUCUGGUAGAUGCAUAGAUGCUGUUACUGCAGCUAUUCAGGUCUUGGAGGAUGAUCCAAGCACGAAUGCAGGCAGAGGCUCCAAUUUGACUGAAGAUGGUCGUGUAGAAUGCGAUGCCAGUAUUAUGGACGGAAAUUCUGGAGUAUUUGGAGCUGUUGGAGCAAUUCCAGGUGUCAGAAACCCCAUCCAGGUCGCUGCUUUAUUGGCCAAGGAGCAAAUGAUGGGAUCCCCUCUGUUGGGCCGAAUACCUCCCAUCUUCCUGGUUGGUGAAGGUGCCCGUGCGUGGGCAAAGUCCAAGGGCCUUGCUUUGGCACCAAGUACCACAGCCGAUGAUGAGUGGCUGGUGACAGAAAGGGCAAAAGCACAAUGGAGAAAGUACAAAGCCAUGGUUGAUGAUGCAAGAGCAAAGACAGAAAACUCUGAUUCUAGACUUUCUUGUAGUCCUCAAGAGACCGCUGGAAUGUCAGAAUCAGAAGCUCAACCAUGCGAUUAUUUGAAGCAUAAUGGAGCUGAAGAGGAUUGCAUCAUGGAUACUGUUGGUGUUAUUUGUAUGGAUGCUGAAGGACAAAUAGCAUCUGGUGCCUCAAGUGGGGGAAUUGCACUGAAGGUUGGUGGGCGUGUGGGAUUAGCAGCUAUGCAUGGUGCAGGCUGUUGGGCAUCCUCCAAAGGUGUUUUUGGGGCUCCAUGUAUAGUUGGCUGUUGUGUAAGUGGUGCUGGAGAAUAUCUAAUGAAAGGAUUUGCAGCUCGUGAGUCCUGCGUCUCUUUAUCAGUUUCACAGGCAGGCCCUGCCUCUGCUUGCAUGAAAGUUUUACGUUCUGUUAUUCAAGACAGUAAUAACAAUUGUACUGAUAGAAGUGCCGGAAUUCUACUUGUGCAAGCUGAUGCUCCUAUAAUGGUUGCAGGAAGUUCCCCAAAGUUGAAAGCUGUAGAGAUUGCAGCUGCUUACACUUCUUUAUCCUUUGGAAUAGGAUAUUUUGGGAGCGCCAUGGAGCGGCCUAAGGUUUCAAUUCUUAGGAGUACAAAAUUGCAAAGCAAAACUGGAGUGGACCAUUUUGAAGCACGAAUUGAUCUUUCGGGUGGAAAGCUGUCGUGACUGCAAACCUGCAGUUGUGUUUUAUUUUACCCACCCAUGCAGCGAGCUUCGAUUUAGAAGAUCGUCGGUCUCAAAUGGUUACUAGCUGUAUUCUAAAUUUUUCCGUCGUUAUCUGGAUUUAGCCGUUGGUAACUCCUAUUUCAUUGAGAAAACUACAUUUGGAUGUUCGCAAUUUCUCUAAUGUGAGGUUUUCCUUGUACCAAAAGAAUAAGAAAAGUACGCUCUUCCGUAA
This is a messenger RNA of Pyrus x bretschneideri (Chinese white pear), 1569 nucleotides long. Its product is annotated as putative threonine aspartase. The record is from RefSeq and is a predicted model, not a curated record. Gene Ontology annotation, molecular function: threonine-type endopeptidase activity. NCBI's taxonomy places the organism in Eukaryota, Viridiplantae, Streptophyta, Magnoliopsida, Rosales, Rosaceae. Gene Ontology annotation, biological process: protein maturation. Bases 87 to 1337 code for a protein of 416 amino acids. The transcript has 11 exons.